Messenger RNA from Nothobranchius furzeri (turquoise killifish), 1092 nucleotides. It is a transcript of the gene hcrt, whose product is annotated as hypocretin (orexin) neuropeptide precursor. NCBI's taxonomy places the organism in Eukaryota, Metazoa, Chordata, Actinopteri, Cyprinodontiformes, Nothobranchiidae. Gene Ontology annotation, molecular function: type 1 orexin receptor binding; type 2 orexin receptor binding; neuropeptide hormone activity. The record is from RefSeq and is a predicted model, not a curated record. Gene Ontology annotation, cellular component: perinuclear region of cytoplasm. Gene Ontology annotation, biological process: regulation of neurotransmitter secretion; response to starvation; neuropeptide signaling pathway.
CACACACACACACACACACACACACACACACACACACACACACACACACACACACACACACACACACACACACACACACACACACACACACACACACACAAAACAGAAAUAAGAGAAUUUGUGGUUUGGCUCAUGGUUAGUGAUUGGCCUGAAUGACGUGCUGAGACCUGACGAUGUGGACAACGCAGACGUAUAUAAGAGAGCUUUCUCCCCUGAGGAGAUAAGAUCAGAUGACUGCCCUCCAUAAAAGCCUGAAGAUGACGUGGAGCCCCUCCAAGAUCCAGAAAGCUGCUAGGAUGGACACAACGCACAAGAAAGCCCUGGUGUUCGUUUUGAUGUUGCUGCUGUCUCAGCUGGAUUGUAACGCCCAAAUUGUGUCUGAGUGCUGCAGACAGCCUCCUCACUCCUGCCGCCUCUAUGUCUUACUGUGCCGUUCUGGCAGCAAUAGCAUGGGGGGAACAAUUGUAGAAGAUGCAGCUGCUGGGAUCCUCACGCUGGGUAAACGGGACGAGAAUGAGUAUCGCUUGCAGAGCCGACUCCACCAGCUUCUUCACAGCUCCAGGAACCAAGCAGCAGGGAUCCUGACGAUGGGGAGGAGGACCACUGGGCCAACUGGGGAGCAGUGAACUGGCUUAUUCAAGACAAAAACAUCUAAUCUCUCUGUUUAACAUGAACCAUUUUGGGACAGUGUUUGUAUGAAAUCUAUUUUGUUUUGUGAUGUGUACUUGUGCAAAAUGCAUCUUUUUGCAUUAUUUAAAGAUGAAUGAUUGUAAGCUUUACACAUGAAGCUAUAACCUUUGGAAAUGUGAAUGACUUUGUGAUUAUGGUAAUUAAAAAUUUGAAUCCAAGACCAGGUUUCAUGAAUGAUCAGUAAGUGUGUUUUAUUCAGAUUUGUUCAUUCUUUAAAAAAAUAAUCACACAUUUUUACAAACAGAAAAUCAAAGAAAAACAAUUUUGCUCCAAGGCGCAGUCCGAUUUCCUAUCAGAGAGUCGGAUUCAACUGAUUCUGCUGAUUAGUAAAAUGAUCUGUGGCCAAUCAAAAGAUGGGAAAAAUCUCACUAAUUUAGAAAAUAUGAUGACUCGCACUUGUAU